CGUCCCCGCCAGUGAGUGUGAGGUCGCUUUAAGAGAUAUCCCAGCUCCUAUCAGGGAUCCCGGCAGGAUGCCUCAUGUCUCCUCCUCGACCAAAAACUGUUGUGUCUCACUUGAUGCAAAGCGGAGCGUCAGGUCCCAGAGGAGGGAAUAUUUCGGCAGAAAAUGAAGACUGCUGUUGAAGAUUAAGUAUGAUGACGGAAAGCUGUAAAAAUGAAAAUAUAAUUCAUGAAGUCAUUACAGCUGGUGUGACCAAACAAAUUAUUUUAAUUAGUUCCCAGCAUUUGAAGUGAGGAAGGAAAAACCAUCAUGGAGCUGCAGCACAACAGCAAUCACAACCACGCCCUGUGGAAAGAGAUACCGUGGGAUUCCGCAGAUGACUGCUCACUCUCAGUGACUGGCACCACUUUUCUCAUCGUUGCUUACAGUGCAGUUCUGGCAGUAGGUCUCAUUGGGAACUCAUGUCUGGUGUUUGUCAUCACACGGUACAAGGAGAUGCGCAACGUGACCAACAUCUUUAUUGUCAACCUUUCUUGUUCUGACAUCCUCAUGUGCAUCUUCUGCCUGCCGCUCACCAUUAUCUACACUCUGAUGGACCGUUGGAUCCUAGGAGACACCCUCUGUAAGCUCACGCCCUUCAUCCAAUGUAUAUCAGUUACUGUUUCCAUCUUUUCUCUCGUCCUCAUCGCCAUGGAGCGCUACCAACUCAUUGUCCACCCGACUGGAUGGAAGCCUGUGGUGAGCCAGUCCUACCUGGCCGUGGCUGUCACCUGGAUUGUUGCCUGCCUCAUCUCAGUGCCUUUCCUCUCAUACAGCGUACUCGCCCUGCCUUUCCAGAACCUGAGCAUCCCCUUUCUAGUCGGUGAUCACCUUGUUUGUAUGGAGCGGUGGCCAUCGCUUCAAGAACGGAGAGCUUACACCACUUCCCUGCUCAUCUUCCAGUACUUCCUUCCUCUCAUCCUCAUCAUAUUCUGCUACCUUCACAUCUACCUGCGCCUAAGGAGGAGGAAGGACAUGGUGGAGCGUGGCAGGAACACCACAAAGAAGAAAAAUAAGGGCUCCACGAGGAUCAAUGCCAUGUUAAUAUCCAUAGUGGUGGCAUUCACCGUCUCUUGGCUCCCCCUCAACAUCUUCAACACCGUGUUCGACUGGAACCACGAGGCCAUCCCGUCCUGUAGCCAUGACGCCAUCUUCUCAUUCUGCCACCUCAUGGCCAUGGCCUCCACCUGCAUCAGCCCCAUCAUCUAUGGUUUCCUCAACAGCAAUUUCCAGAAACACCUCAAAUCAACCCUGUUGCACUGUCGCUUCUGGGGGGUGGCAGAGCGGUACGAGAGUGUCCCACUCUCCACUGUGAGCACCGAGGUCACCAAGGGGUCAAUCUUGAGCAAUGGAUCCAUCAGCAUCAAUUCUUAAUUCCAAGCCCUUUCAGUAAAAGACAAAGAACUACUGGGGCCUCCCCAGGCCUCAUUGUGUCAUCCUCUGACGCUUUUCUAGCUUCAAUGCGUGCAAAGGCAAGGUUGACAUUUACAAAGUUAUAAAGCUCACAAUAGCAGUCAGGAGGAAGCAGACUGAAGACACUUAGCCAACAUGGCCCAGUGCCCAUGAUUAAGUAUGAGUACUCAUGUAAGAGGGAGUAGAUAACAAUAUGAUGGUGCAAAGGUUGGAAAAGUUUUAAUACUGUUGUGCAACUUAAGACACUUUACAUGAGCACUUUUGCUACUGUAGUCUGUGUAGUCCAUUUCCCAUGUGCUGUAGGCACAUACAAAUGAAGACAAAGCAUUUAAUCUGGUAUAACCCGUGUUUUUUCAAGUACUCUGAUUUGCUGAAAAGUAAUGUUUCAGUGAAUAUCAGCUGUUUUGUUGGCCUCUUACACUUUCACUGCUGUAAAUGUGAACAGUAGAACCACCUGAGUAUUGGAAACACAAAGGGUUUGUGGUUGUUCAUUAAAAUGUUUCUGUUUUCUGUUAAUAGUAAUGAUGAAAAUAUUAAGGGAUCGUGAAGUGUUGUGUCAGAGAUUAUCAACAGAAUAGCUUAUUACACUAUUACAACUGAAGGAGAGGACAUUAGUGCACUAAAUGUGGCUCCAGACAUUCAUUUAGCUGAAUUACUUGUAUCAUCUUAAUGCAUUUCUUAUUAACUAAAAUCACCGCAAACUAUGUAAUAAUCUUUUUCUAAAGAACCUUUGCAAGAGCUAUAGUACAUGUUUCUGCUGUCUGCCAAGGUUGGCGUUCCAGUUUACUCUGUGUGUGUGGGAUGGUUUUCAUCAUAAAAGGUUCCAGCAACCUUAUAUCAAGUGCCAUAAAACAAAAUAAAAUGGCAGUGAGGGACUUUGUCAGCGCAGGGUUCUUCUGCUGUAUAUAAUGUUACUAAAUAAAUGUAUGGCCUGUAACAUAUGUGACACAGUUAUAGUUUAUGGUUUGGUCGGCAAUAAAAAGCACUGUGUAGCAUAGCAGAUAUCUCCUAGGAAACCUGUUGUAACUUGUCUUUGUGGUACUGAACUGAAUUUAAAGGUUUACUAUAUCUAUAUCUGUAAUUAUAAUGUCUAUGUUGUAGUAUUUAGUUUAGAUGAAUCAAAGUAUUUUCUAUUCGUUCUUUAAUUGUUGUUCUGCAUUUUUUAAUCUUUCAUAUCUUUUGGCAAACAUCCCGUCCACCUUAUUUUCAAAGUGUGUUAAACCAGAAUUGAUUUUUUUUGUUGUCACCUUGUAGGUCAGGUAGUCUCAUUCUUAGCUUUGAACCGAUAAAUGAUUGGUCCUAAGUUUCCCAUUAAAGACAAAAUGGUAAACAGAGAACAGACUGCACCAUGUCCACAGUGGGAAGCAGUGUGGAAGACGGGAUCCAGAGUCCACAGAGAUUAUACAUGUAGCCCUGAUGUGUUUAAACACAAGCUAAUCGACACUUGAAAUGACAAUGUUUAGUAUGGGAUGUACAAUAAAAAUUACUUCUAAAAAACAUUA
This is a messenger RNA of Scophthalmus maximus (turbot), 2951 nucleotides long. RefSeq names its product neuropeptide Y receptor Y8b (gene npy8br). Gene Ontology annotation, molecular function: neuropeptide Y receptor activity; neuropeptide binding. NCBI's taxonomy places the organism in Eukaryota, Metazoa, Chordata, Actinopteri, Pleuronectiformes, Scophthalmidae. Gene Ontology annotation, biological process: G protein-coupled receptor signaling pathway. The record is from RefSeq and is a predicted model, not a curated record. The coding region runs from base 307 to 1410 and encodes 367 amino acids. Gene Ontology annotation, cellular component: neuron projection; plasma membrane. The transcript is spliced from 2 exons.